GAGUUCAGCCCAGUUCAGUAUCUUGUCAGCGGCCGUUGCGCGAGCAUCUUCUAAAAUGUUGUGCACUUGCUUGACCGUUUUGGGCGGUUUGGCCGCGGUAGUCUAUCUAAUCUUGGUGUGGAACUUCAACUACUGGAAAAAAGCCGGCAUCAAUGGGCCCAUGCCGAAGAUUCUGGCCGGGAACCUCCCCAACAUGUGGACCCAGAAACAGCAUAUCUUUUAUGAUUUGAAGAAAAUUUACGAUGACUUCAAAAACGAACCCGUCGUAGGAUACUUCAGCGUUCGUACGCCUCAGCUAAUGAUUCGCGAUCCCGAGCUGAUCAAGGAGGUCCUCACGAAGAGCUUCCGCUACUUUGCGUCGAACCAGUUUUCCGACUUGGUCGAUGAAAAAUCCGACCCAUUGUUUUCGCGAAAUCCGUUCAGUUUGUCCGGUGAAAAGUGGAAAACUCGUCGAGCGGAAAUCACGCCGGCAUUCACAAACAACAGGAUUAAAGCACUUUCAACGCUGGUUGAUGAGGUUUGCGUUCGUUUGAGUGAUUACGUGAAGCAAAAUACGGAAAAGAACGGUUCGACAUUCGAUGUUAAAGAGUUAAUGUCCAAGUACACUACCGAUGUGGUCUCAAACUGUGUGUUUGCCAUCGAUGCUCAAUCGUUUACCAAAGAAAACCCGGAAAUCCGUGAAAUGGGACGCCGCAUCAUGGACUUCAACUUCAAAGCGCAGGUCAUCAUGUUCCUGACUACCUUCUUCCCAUCGAUCACCAAGUUCUACAAGUUUACGUUCGUAGCCCACGACGUCGAGCAGUUUUUCAUUCGAAUCAUGAAGGAUGCCAUUCGUCAUCGCAAACAGAACAACAUCGUCCGCAAUGAUUACCUCGAUCAUCUGCUGUCGCUUGAAGAGAAGAAGCAGGUUACCGAGAUCGAUAUGGCGGGACAUGGAGUGUCCUUCUUUGCGGAUGGAUUUGAAACUUCUAGUUCGGUGAUCACCUACUGUCUCUUUGAUUUGGCCACCAAUCCCGCGAUCCAGAAACAGCUCAGACAAGAGAUUCGCGAUGUCCAAGCAAACAAGGGUGGACUAACUUACGAUAACGUCGGAGAGAUGACAUUCCUCGAUCAAGUGCUGAACGAAUCUCUGAGGAUGCACGUAGUUAUACCAACGCUGGCAAAACGGUGCACCGAAACUGUUGAACUUACCUCGUCAAAGGGAAAGAAGAUCCGCGUUGAAGCUGGAACCGCCGUUCACAUUCCCUACAUGGUCCACUUCGAUUCGCAAUACUAUGACGACCCGGAAAAAUUCAAACCGGAGCGAUUCUCGCCGGAAAAUGGAGGCGUCAAGCCGUACAGAGAAAAGGGAGUCUUCUUUCCCUUUGGAGAGGGACCGCGAAUGUGUCUGGGGAUGAGAUUCGCUCUGAUGCAGGCAAAACGAGGCAUUGUGGAGAUUAUCGACAAGUUCGAGAUCAGUGUUGAUCCAAAGAUGAAGCUGCCGAUUGUAUACGAUCCGAAACCCUUCAUGCUGUAUCCUGAUGGAGGAACUUGGCUUAAAUUUAAGGUUCUUUGAAGGAGGAGUUUGACUCAACGGUAAAUGCGUUUAUGGCGUCAUUUAUAAAGUAUGUCACGCUCUACGGGGGGAGGGG
Culex pipiens pallens (northern house mosquito) is the source of this 1631-nucleotide messenger RNA. Its product is annotated as probable cytochrome P450 28d1. The transcript is spliced from 4 exons. NCBI's taxonomy places the organism in Eukaryota, Metazoa, Arthropoda, Insecta, Diptera, Culicidae. Gene Ontology annotation, molecular function: oxidoreductase activity, acting on paired donors, with incorporation or reduction of molecular oxygen; heme binding; monooxygenase activity. The record is from RefSeq and is a predicted model, not a curated record. The coding region runs from base 56 to 1555 and encodes 499 amino acids.